Messenger RNA from Ornithorhynchus anatinus (platypus), 2123 nucleotides. It is a transcript of the gene CPPED1, whose product is annotated as calcineurin like phosphoesterase domain containing 1. The coding region runs from base 26 to 967 and encodes 313 amino acids. Lineage: Eukaryota; Metazoa; Chordata; Mammalia; Monotremata; Ornithorhynchidae. Gene Ontology annotation, molecular function: hydrolase activity. The record is from RefSeq and is a predicted model, not a curated record. The transcript has 4 exons.
CCGUUUCCGGUCCCCCGGCGGAGCCAUGUCCGCGGCGGAGGAGCGGGACGUUUUUCGCAGGGCUCAGGGCAGGACGCUCCAUGCCUUUGCCGCAGAAAAUGAACGCCACUGGGAAGCCCCCUUCUACUUCAUCCAAGGAGCAGAUCCGCAGUUCGGCCUGAUGAAAGCCUGGGCGGAUGGCGACUGUAGCAGCGGGGGAGAUGAAUGGGAGCAAGAGAUCAGAUUAACUGAGCAAGCAGUGCAAGCUAUUAACAGGCUCGACCCCAAACCGAAGUUCUUCGUGCUGUGCGGUGACCUCAUCCACGGAAUGCCUGGAACUCCAUGGCGGGAGGAGCAAAUAAAAGACCUGAAGAGAGUCCUUAAAAACAUCGACCGAGACAUCCCCCUGGUAUUCGUCAGCGGCAAUCACGACGUCGGGAACACCCCCACCUCUGAAACCAUAGAUGAUUAUUGCCAGAUGUGGGGAGACGACUAUUUCAGCUUCUGGGUCGGCGGCGUUCUUUUUCUUGUCCUGAACUCCCAGCUAUACUUUGAUUCUUCCAAAUGCCCCGACUUGAAACGGGCCCAGGACCAGUGGCUGAACACGCAGCUAGCGCUGGCCGAACAACGGAAAUGCAGGCACGCGAUCGUGUUUCAGCACAUCCCUCUUUUCCUUCAGAGCCUCGACGAAGACGACAGCUACUUUAACAUAACGAAGCCACUUCGCCAAGAGAUGAUGGACAAAUUUGUGAAAGCAGGUAUAAAAGCUGUGUUUUCUGGCCAUUACCACCGAAAUGCUGGGGCCCGCUGCAAGGAUCUGGAUAUGGUUGUGUCUUCGGCGAUUGGAUGCCAGCUGGGCAAAGAUGCCCACGGGCUCCGAGUGGUGGUGGUUACAGCUGAAAAAAUCGUUCACAGAUACUACAGUUUAAAUGAAUUGAGCGACAAAGGAGUCGAAAAAGAUCUGAUGGAUCUGAUGAUGCCAAAAUAAUCAUUUUUCUUUAGAGCGACGCUUCCUCCUUUUUAGAUGCCACUAUUUUAUUUCUCUCUGAACCAAGGUAUGAUAAUCUCUCAAUGGAAAAAAAAUUAAUUGGUGACUUUGCAUCAUUGUGCAUAAAGUAGUUACCUUUUUUUAUUCAUUAAUGCUGUCUGUCCUAAAAGAUAAUUCACCAGAGAUUUAACUUGAAAGAUAAUAAAGCAUUUAUUAUUAUUAUUUGCAAAUAAAGCAUUUGCAAAGCGCCUGCUAAUGCUAACAAUUAUUAUGGUAUUUUUUAAGCACCUACUAAGUGCCGAGUACUACUGGGGUAGAGAAAAUACAGUGAGGUCAGAUACAGUCCCUACCCUUCCUGGGGCUUGCGGUCUGAGGCGGGAGAAAGUACAGGUAUAUGAUCUCCGUCGACCAGAUGAGGAAAUUGAGCCAUGGAGAAGUUAAUAAUAAUGUUGGUAUUUGUUAAGUGCUUACUAUGUGCAGAGCACUGUUCUAAGCGCUGGGGGAGAUACAGGGUAAUCAGGUUGUCCCACGUGAGGCUCACAGUCUUCAUCCCCAUUUUACAGAUGAGGGAACUGAGGCAUAGAGAAUUGAAGUGACCUGCCCACAGUCACACAACUGACAAGUGGAAGAGCGGGGAUUCGAACCCCUGACCUCUGACUUCCAAGUUAAGUGACUUGCCCAAGGUCACACAGCAGGCAAGUGGUGGCGUGAGGUUAGAACCCAGGUGUCCUGACAUCCAGUCCUGUGCUCUUCUCACUAGGCCUUGCUGCUUCUCGAGAUGAGAAUGGGAACAAUUGGCAAAGGCAUAGUAAGAUAGAAGGAAUCUGAAUCAAACCACUUCUUGACCGAUCCUUCAGACAACAUUACUGAGAAUCAAAGUUCAGGUUCUGUUAUCCAAGUUGAUCUCUGCAGCCUCCAACCCCAAUUAAACUCAAUCCCAAUUAGGUUUCUCACCUUAAGGUUCCCAUUUACGCCUCAGACUGCACCUGGCACCCUAAAUUGCCGCUGUGAACCCCAGGAGCUGUCCCAGACUUGGAAGAAAACUCAGAUAACCUGUGAUAACAUUGCUCUCUUUUCUGGUGAAAACAAUUGUCUUUCUCCUGUUACCGGAAACAUGUCCAUUUAUUAAAAUAAAGAGCUACAAAUCCAACCUUCA